Mollisia scopiformis is the source of this 4269-nucleotide messenger RNA. RefSeq lists its product as uncharacterized. The record is from RefSeq and is a predicted model, not a curated record. NCBI's taxonomy places the organism in Eukaryota, Fungi, Ascomycota, Leotiomycetes, Helotiales, Mollisiaceae. The transcript has 3 exons. Gene Ontology annotation, molecular function: protein binding. Bases 1 to 4269 code for a protein of 1422 amino acids.
AUGUCAGGACGACUCGACUCAGAUCCUGACUUCGAAUUCUUCGAUUCCAACCUGGCCGGUGCUGCUAGCCCAGGUACCUUCUUGAACGCUGAAGACUUCGCGACUGACAACUCCUCCUUUUUGGCCAGUUUUGGAACGCCAAACCCUACAAAUUACAAGAGCCCUCUUCCAGACCAAGGAUCUAUUCUGGACUCAAGGUUGCAGCCAACACUUUCUGCGCCCUCGACUGCUUCUCCAGCUGGUUCAUACCGAGACUCCUCUUCAGAAUCAUCGGGAUAUAAGCGUAAAUCGAGCUCUGACUCUUCGAGGUCGGCGCUGACUUCAGGCGACAUAAUGAUGGCAGAUGACACAGACAUGAAUGAUUGGAAAGUGGAAGAUAUGAUGUCUGGAGACGCGACAGGCUUUGGCGGAUUUGAUGGGACUGGAACAAUCAAUCCUUCGACAAUGAACACCAACUUUGAGUUCAGUGAUAAGUCGAUGGAAAAUGAUUUCGAUUUUGACAGUGCGGCGAGUAGUCCGAGUCCAUUUGGUGGCAUAAGGCCAGUGGAGAUGGAAUCGCCAGAAAUGCCUACAAUCAAAUACGACACGCCACGGAAGCAUUCACCUUUACUUAAGACGAAAACGAAAAAUCAUAACAAGGCAAAUUCGCAAUAUUCUGUUACACAGUCCAUGAAUGGACUUACAACUUCCGGUUCACGGGAAGCCUCACCUCUUUCUGCUAUGGUUACCAGCCAAGAAUCAUCGCCUACCGCCUUCUUUAACAACUCGCCUUCUCCUGGCACAGCAAUCGAGUUCGUCAACGGCACUAUGCUGGGUGGAGUUCCUCAGAACCACAAUUGGGCGGCAAGUCUUGGGGGCUUUCAAAGCCAUGGAUUGCCUCCUAUGCAACAGAACAUCAACCCGCAAGCAAUGCCGAGAAUGGCUCCUCCACAAGUGUUCCCACCCAUGGGUAACCACUACAAGCCUAUUCUUACCAUUCACCCCACACCUCUGAAGUCUCGAGUAGAGACUCAAAUCCCGAUCAAGAUGACUCUUUUUCCAUUGCCACAAGGGAUCAGCAAACUCCAUCUUCCAACGUAUACGAUCUCGAAACCCAAAUUGCUCUGCAAGCCUACUCCCCAAAGAUCGCCAGAUACUUUGGAGCUAUAUACCGCUUUGGUUUGCACUAGUGCUAUGCAGAACCCCGAGAACAUGCGGCGUGCCUUUGAGAGAGCUGCUUCUGGAGCUGUGCUUAAGGAAGAAUCGUCUGAAGACAGUUCAUCAGAGGAAGAUGACGAAAAUAAGCCGCUGAACGGAGGGGACGUCAAGAUCUGCGCAGGUUGCAUAACGCGGGAACGCAAGCGAGCAGCACGAAAGAAAGUCAAGAAGGUGGAAGAAGAAGAGUCCUGGCACAAGGAUGAGGCUAAGCGUGUUGUUGUCUUCAAUACACAUGAGAUCAAAGACUGGGCAGCGCCAACGAGUCAAACACCAUCAGAAUCUACCGGAGACCGAGCAGAACCAUUCGUCCCAGAAGGAGCGAUGCAGGUCGACGCACCGAUGCGAAUUGCAUGCUAUUGCAGACAUCAGAAUGAGAAGCUCGGAUUCCAGGUUAUCUUCACUAUCAAGGAUCACCAAGACCGCCUCAUUGCACAGGAAAUGAGCUCAUCGAUCAUGAUCACUGAUGACCAUAAGACACAUACCAUGCCAACAUUAACUACACAGACCUCAACCAAUUCGGAUGGGCUCAUAUAUGCUGGCUCUGGCUCUUUUCCAAUUGACGGCACCUUUGACAUGGGAAACUCAAACACCAUGACGCCUUUCCGGCAAUCUCAUUCCAGCUCUGACUUGCAAGCUAUGCAACGAAACUUCAAUAUGCAGUUCUCGGCCCCGCCUAGUGUCAACGCAUCUCAGACGACUUCUGCUACCAUGACCCCUCGGAAUCUAUCUCGUCAGACAUCACCCACUGCUCAAUCUGGACCAUCGUCGAAGAAACGCAAGGCUAGUGGUUCGAGUAAGGUCCCCAGUGGCUUGGCUAUGACAAGGUUGGAAACUGCAGAAGGAUCAAUGCCACAAGCUCCAUCGAAUCCUAUGAGCGCUUCCACCUCCGCUGCUGCUUCGCCCUUCACUCCUAACCUCACCGCUUUCCCCCUGCCUACUGAUCAGCAGUUUGCACCUCCAACUACUAUUCCGGCAAUCCCUCAGCAAUAUAAUACUGGUCCACCUACACCCAAUAGCAAUGAUCAAAGCUUCUUCAAUCAAGGCAAUAGAUCACAGUCUAUGGAGAAUUUGGCUCUUCAGCAGAUGUUUUCAGCGCCAGCCUCAGCUCAUCCUAGUAGAGUGCCGAGCCCCAAUGGUUUGCGAAACACGGUCCAGGCUUAUCAACAGCAGCAGCAAGCUCAAAUCGCUCAAGCUGUGGCAAAUGGACUUUAUGGAGUGCCUCUAAGCCUCAACCCUCAUAGACCACCCACGAUCCACAAACUGAUCCCCAACGAAGGCCCUAAGGCUGGUGGUAUCGAGGUCACUUGUUUGGGCAGUGGUUUCUGUCAAGGACUGGAGGUUAUGUUUGGUGACUCGAAGGCUACGACGACGACAUAUUGGGGUGAAACAUCCCUGGUUUGUCUCCUUCCACCUUCGGUGUUCGCUGGCACUGUUCCAGUAACUUUCAAACAUCAACACCAGCAGCAACAGAUGCAACCCUACGCAAAUCCACCCUUCCCUAAGCAACAAGCGUUCUUCAAGUACAUUGAUGACGAUGAGCAACAAAUCAUUCGCACUGCUCUUUCUGUACUAGGCCAUAAAAUGACUGGUAAGAUGGAGGACGUUCGUGAUCUGGCAAGGAGAAUUGUUGGAGACGGGCCUUCAUCCUGGGGUGCACCAGCAGGCCCAUCGCCUACUGGUGGCAGUGGAUCGCAGGGAACUAACUUCAAUGCAGCUACCUUUGGCGUUGAUGUUGAAGCUACUUUGCUAAGAUGUUUGGACCUUAUUGAUCUCGAUGACAGCCCAAAUAUGCCCCGCCUCAAUCUCCGACGAUCUUCUGGUCAAACCAUGCUCCAUCUCGCCUGCUCUUUGGGCUUGCACCGAUUUGUUGCAGCAUUACUUGCCAGAGGAGCCAAUCCUGAACCUCGAGACAAGGGCGGCUUUACUCCGAUGCACUUUGCUGCUCUGCACAAUCAUCCUCAAAUCGUCCGGAGACUGAUGUUGAGCGGUGCUGAUCCUACUGUUCGAAGUCUUCAAGGUUACACUCCGUCCGACAUGGCCACUUCUGAAGAAGUCCUCCGUGCUGCCAGACGGAUUGAGCAUCAUUCGAGAACACGUAGUGGUGGCUCACUGAGAAGUAGAACCAGUAGUGCGACCUCCUUGAGAUCUGUCUGGGAACCAACCACACCUUUACCCAUUGACAAUCAUGCUCUCAGCGACGACAGCGAUGAUGAUAACGAAUAUGAGGAUGAGGAUGCAGAUGCUGCGAAUGAUGGAGCGUUCUGGAUGAGAUCGAAGUCAAGACGCCCAAGUGCUCAGCAAUUACCCCUCGAAGAGAUUCCGGAUGAGAAAGAUCCUGUGCUUGAACUUCCGGCUGGAGGCCUUGCUUCACCAACGGCCACAAUGAUGGCAUUCCGCGAUCAACUUACUACACAAAUUGCACAUCUCCAACAAUCUAUGCAUUCGAUGCACCUGAACCUCCCGAAUUUACCACAAAUGCCAAGAUUUGAUAUGAUGCCUGCUCUCCCAGACUACCAAGCCUACCUACCAACUGCUCCCAUGGUCCGUCGCAUCAGUAACCUAGUAGGCAACAACCGUCCUGAGAGCGCCAAAGACCAGGACUAUAAGUGGUGGGACCUUUUCUCUAGCACUGUUCCCUCGGCCCCUCCAGCGUACGAAGAUAUCUUCCCGCAAGGCGACGCAGAUGUCAAGCGCUCAUCAGCUGAGCAAGCCGCCGCUGACACGAUAGCGGACAACAAAUGCGCCGAAAUGUUCGAUCAAGUUGAGACCGAAAGUGAACAAGCUGAGAGUUCGACUAUGGCCCAAAAACGACCUCUCAAGCUAGGCACGGUACGAAUCGGCCAGAAGCACACCAUCACCAGGGAGCAGCAGGACCAAUUGAGACUUGCUCAUGCGGAGAAAGUGAAGAGGUUGAGCAGGGAUCGAAAUCUUUUCUUCAUUUGGAUUCCUUUGCUUGUUAUUAUCAUCCUCGCGAUGCUGUACAAUCGCGUUCCAAUGUGGAAGUCAGGAGCUUCGAAUUUCUUCAGCUCGAUGAGGUACAAUGCUCAAGACCGCAUUGUUGAAGUUGUGUAA